Capsicum annuum is the source of this 1272-nucleotide messenger RNA. RefSeq lists its product as uncharacterized. The record is from RefSeq and is a predicted model, not a curated record. Lineage: Eukaryota; Viridiplantae; Streptophyta; Magnoliopsida; Solanales; Solanaceae. The transcript has 3 exons. The coding region runs from base 1 to 1272 and encodes 423 amino acids.
AUGUCGACAAAUUCAAUGUUCGGAAGUCAGGCAAUAUAUAGUGAUUCUGAUAAUGAAUCAUAUUACGAAGAAGAAAAUGCGAGAACAAAUGAUGAUAGUGAAGAGUUUAUCAGUAAAGAGUUGCAAAAGAAGAUGCAAAAUGAAGAUGGCAACUCAGAUCGUGUUGUUUCUAGUGACAUGGAAAGCUUGAAUAAUGAUAGCGAUGCAUCUAAUGAAGAUUUCAAAUUUCCAAAGCAUAAUCCCAAGACCGAUGAUGCUAAUCCUAAUUUAGCAUUAGGACAAAUAUUUCAAAACAAAAAAGAGUUUAAGGAAGCUGUUACUACGCAUGAGAUUAAAAGUGGAAGGACGGUCGAGUUGAUAAAGGAUGACUCAGUAACAACAAGGGGAGCAUGUAAGCAUCAUCCCUCUUGUAAGUGGGUAAUUCUAGCUUCAAAAAUACAUAGGGACAUGAAUUUUCAGAUAAAGACUUACAUCUCCGAGCAUACAUGUUUUUGUUGGAAUGUCAAGAAUAAGAGUGUCAAUUCCAGUUGGAUUGCAAAGAAAUAUGUCGAUAGAAUCAAAUCUAACAGAGAAUGGAAAACAUCAAAAUUCAGAGAGGAAGUCAGUAGAGAACUGGGAGUAGAUGUAUCCUUAUGUCAGGCAAGAAAAGCUAAAAAGAAGGUCAUUUCUCUGAUUGAUGGUAAUUUUAAUGACCGGUUUAGCAUGUUGUGGAAUUAUAUUAAUGAGAUCGUGCGAUCCAAUCUCGGAAUAUCAAUUUACAUGAAGUUGACACCAAAUGAGACCCUGAACAAACCGUCUAGAUUUCAAAGAUUAUACAUUUGUUUUGCAGCAUGUAAAGAUGACUUUAGGGUAGGUUGUAGAAAGAUAGUUGGUGUUGAUGGUUGUUGGCUGAAAGAUUCUAUGUAUGGUGCACAAUUGCAUGCUGCUGUUGGUUUAGAUGGCAAUAACAAUAUCUUUCCUAUAGACUAUGCCAUUGUGGAAAAAGAGUGCAAGGAUACAUGGCAGUGGUUUUUGAACUAUUUGGCGAUUGAUAUUGAAAUAGAAGAGCAAUAUCUAUGGACAUUCAUGUCAGAGAAGCAAAAAGGCCUUCUUCAAGCUUUUGCGGAAGUGUUACCGGACGUUUCUCACAGAUUUUGUGUCCGAUACUUGCACAAUAAUUUUAAAGCGGAAGGAUUCCCUGGUCAAGCAUUAAAAAAGGCUUUUUGGAAAGCAGCUAGAGCAACAACUGUGGAAGCGUUUAAUAUGCAAAUGUGUUAUACCCUACAACUCUGA